GUGACUCAUGUGUGUGUGGCCCUCGUGUGCCUGUAUGCACUCUUAACAUCUAGCCAUGCUCCUGAUGAGUCAGUGGAUAUUGUCCUGGGGAAUCUCCUCCCAGACCUGGAUCAGGGCAUCAUUGAGCUCCUGGACAGUUUGUAGUGGUACCUGGUGGCGUCAGAUGCCCUGAUACAUAAUGUCCCAUAGGUGUUUGGUUGGAUUUAGGUCAGGGGAACAUGCCUUCAUCAUCCAGGAGAUGCCUACACACUCCUGCCACAUGAGGCCGGGCAUUGUCCUGCACCAGGAGGAACCCAGGGCCCACUGAACCAGCAUAAGGUCUGACCUCGGUUUGAAGGUAUUUCCUUCAGUCUGGUCAGAAACAUGCACAGCAGUAGCUUCUGAAGGUUAUUCUGUGGGGCUGUCACAGGGCUGCUCCUGUUUCUCCUUGCACAAAGGAGCAGACACCGGUCCUGCUGGGUUGUUGCCCUUCUUCUACACUGUCCAGCUCUCCUGGAGUAACGGCCAAUCUCCUGGUAUCUCCUCCAUGCUCUUGAGACUCUGCUGGGAGACAAAGGAAACCUUCCUGCGACUGCACGUAUGGAUGUGCCAUCUUGGAGUAACUGGACUACCUGUGCAACCUGACUGGGCUGCAGAGCCUGCUGUCAUGGCUCAAUACCUGAGGUUUUUCACCACUGUGGGUGAUCAGCAGCCAGGUCAAUGGGACGAAGAAGAGCUGCACGUGGCCAGCGAGGAGUUGAGUCCGGCCACAGGACAGUUUACAACGCUGACCUUCAGGGACGCACUGAAGAGACUCUACGGCUCAAAUCGAUUCCAGGUGGUGGUGGUGUGUCUGAUAAUCCUGGAUGCAUUCUUUGUUCUGGCAGAGUUGCUUAUAGAUCUCUCUGUUAUCAAGUUGGAACACAACCAUGUUGCUCCUCAGGUGUUUCAUUACUUGAGCUUGGCUCUCCUCACAUUCUUCAUGGUGGAGCUGGCUGGUAAGCUGUUUGCUUACCGCUUGGAGUUCUUCCAGCACAAGUUUGAGGUGUUUGAUGGCAUAGUGGUGGUGGUGUCCUUCGUGUUGGACAUUGUCCUUGUCUUCCACGAGGACGCCUUUAAUGGACUGGGUCUCCUGAUCCUGCUGCGACUCUGGAGGGUGGCCAGAAUUAUCAACGGUAUCCUGGUUUCAGUGAAAAAUCGUGCCGACCAGAAGAUCCACAAGCUGAAGGAGAGCUACGACCACCUCGUUCAAAGAGCCACAGAGCUACAGGAGCGCACUGAUAAACUGGAACAAGAGAACCAGAAACUUCAAGACCUCCUGAGGAAGCAUGGCAUAGACUUCUAACUCAUCAAGAAAAUUGCUGUGGAGCAACUGUU
Messenger RNA from Monopterus albus (swamp eel), 1356 nucleotides. It is a transcript of the gene hvcn1, whose product is annotated as hydrogen voltage-gated channel 1. The transcript has 6 exons. The record is from RefSeq and is a predicted model, not a curated record. Gene Ontology annotation, biological process: proton transmembrane transport. The coding region runs from base 527 to 1324 and encodes 265 amino acids. Gene Ontology annotation, molecular function: voltage-gated proton channel activity. Lineage: Eukaryota; Metazoa; Chordata; Actinopteri; Synbranchiformes; Synbranchidae. Gene Ontology annotation, cellular component: plasma membrane.